CGAGACUGCAGCAUCCUGCCGGAUUUAUUCCCUGCUCCCGUCCACUGCCGCUUAAAACCCAACCCCGAAAACGCGAAAAAUGACCUAACCCCCCGUUAAUUUGUUAAUAUCAUGUGAUAGUGCUCGAAGAUGAUCAACGUCGGAAUUAAGAAAAACUGGACCUGGAUCCUGUGCAUCUUUAUUCUUCUGCUGUUGCAAUUUUGUUUAUGUAAUCCGGACGCCAAACGAUUGUAUGAUGAUUUGUUGAGUAAUUAUAACAGACUCAUUAGGCCUGUUAGUAAUAAUACUGACACAGUUUUGGUUAAGUUAGGAUUAAGAUUAUCUCAACUCAUAGAAUUGAAUUUAAAGGAUCAAAUUUUGACAACUAACGUUUGGUUGGAACAUGAAUGGCAGGAUCACAAAUUUAUGUGGGAUCCCCAGGAAUAUGGAGGAGUAACAGAACUGUACGUUCCAUCUGAACAUAUUUGGCUUCCAGACAUUGUUUUAUAUAACAAUGCUGACGGUGAAUAUGUGGUCACAACGAUGACCAAGGCAGUAUUACGACACACUGGCAAGGUAUUAUGGACACCACCCGCUAUUUUUAAGUCUUCCUGCGAAAUAGAUGUAAGAUACUUUCCUUUUGAUCAACAAACAUGUUUCAUGAAAUUCGGAUCUUGGACGUAUGAUGGAAAUCAGAUUGACUUAAAGCAUAUAAAUCAAAAAGUAGGAGAAGACAAAGUAGAAGUUGGAAUAGAUCUACGGGAAUACUAUCCCAGUGUGGAAUGGGAUAUCCUUGGUGUACCAGCUGAGAGACACGAGAAGUAUUAUCCUUGUUGUGCUGAACCAUAUCCAGAUAUUUUCUUCAAUAUAACACUAAGAAGAAAAACCCUUUUCUACACAGUCAAUCUAAUCGUGCCAUGCGUCGGAAUUUCCUACCUAUCAGUCCUGGUAUUCUACCUACCAGCCGAUUCCGGCGAAAAAAUCGCCCUUUGCAUCAACAUCCUUCUAUCGCAAACCAUGUUUUUCUUGCUCAUCUCCGACAUCAUACCAUCGACAUCUCUCGCCUUGCCCCUGUUGGGCAAAUACAUACUGUUUACCAUGGUUAUGGUAGCAUUUUCGGUAGUAAUAACCAUUAUAAUUCUAAACGUGCACUAUCGGAAGCCUAGCACCCACAAAAUGGCGCCAUGGGUUAGAAGUUUCUUCAUCAAGAGCGUUCCGAAGGUGCUUCUAAUGAGAGUACCAAAGGAUCUUCUUACUGAGCUGGCCGCCAAUAAAUUCCCCAACAGUAGGCUCCUACUUAAAAAACGCGAUCUAGACGCCAUGCCUUCCACAGGAUCAUCAAGUUCUUCAUCGUCAAGCUCCAGCAGAAAUAGAGCGAGUGCUUGCAACGGAUUGCACUCAACUUCAGCUACGAAUCGGUUGAGGGGUUUUGCAGGAGCACUUGGGAGUCGGUUGGGCUACAACGGGCUUCCGUCAGUGUUUUCUGGAUUGGAUGAAAGCGAUUCCGGAACGAGGAAGAAGUAUCCGUUUGAGUUGGAAAAGGCAAUUCACAACGUUAUGUUCAUACAGCAUCAUAUCCAGAGGCAAGACCAGUUUAAUGCAGAAGAUCAGGAUUGGGGUUUUGUUGCCAUGGUGUUGGAUCGUUUGUUUCUCUGGAUUUUUAUUAUAACCUCAAUUUCUGGAACCAUCACAAUCCUGUGCGAGGCCCCGGCCCUCUACGAUGACACCAAACCAAUCGAUAUGGAACUGUCGUCUGUCGCUCAGCAACAAUUUUUACCGAAUUUAGAAGAUUUUUAAUUGUUACGAUAAUGCAAUAAUCAAUCAUGUUAUUAUAUAUAUUAUUAAUAUAUCUAUUA
This is a messenger RNA of Brassicogethes aeneus, 1835 nucleotides long. NCBI's taxonomy places the organism in Eukaryota, Metazoa, Arthropoda, Insecta, Coleoptera, Nitidulidae. The record is from the annotation of a GenBank genome assembly.